AUUGGACCAAUCUCGCAUUUAAAAAUCGUAAUGUAAAUUCUUCUUAAAGUGAUUAUUUCCAAUCUAACAUACUGUGGUAUUCUGUGGCAUAAACAUCAAUAAGCGCACGCGUAAAGACAUACUUCUCGGGGGUGAGUCUGGGGUGAGUCUGGGGUGAGUCUACAUAGGAUGGAAGAAAAUGUAUAUACGUAGCCGCGGACGAUUGCACAGUGAGCAUGAUUUUAACGUGCUCGUCGACAAAUCUGUUUACUGAUGCGAUUUCUCAGAUUGUAAUUUGAAAGAUUGUAAUUUGAAGAAUAACGCCACGCUUACUCGUAUCUGUUCCAGUUAAACGAGGUUAAAUAAUGUAACAUCUCGAUAGGGGUUUACAAUUACGAUGGACGUUCACGGCGCCGGAGUGGUUGCCGUUUUAGGCACUGUCGGAGCUGCUACUGGAGCAAUCUCGGCUGUAAUUGUCUAUACUAUUUGCGCACGUCGCCGACGAUUACCGCUGCUUACUUCUGCCGGAGGACCGCUCAACUGGUUUGAAAGAGAUUUGUUGGACAGAGCCGAAGAAGCAGCUAGAUCAUCGAAGGAUGUUUUGGUUGGUGUUGCGCUUUCCCGAGAUAACAAAAUUAUCAGGCAUAGUAAUAGUCAUUCAGAUGAUGACGAAUGGCAGUCCGAUCAUGUAUUUGAUAGUAUUGCCAGUGAUUCUCCUAGAAAAGUUAUACAACAUCUGUCAGAAUCAGAUGACAUUCCUCCAUCACCUCUAAGUCCGCUUGCACCACCUCUUCCAGAAGGUGCGGUGGCUGCAUCUGAAAAGCGCAUGAUAAUUGUUCGACCAUCACUGCGGAGUAUAGACGGAUCUCAUUCCAGAUUGAACAGUGUCGAAAUCGAGUCAGCCCCACGACAUAAGCUCUCAUCAUCUUCUUCUUCAACUUCAACGUCUGAUGAAAUUAGAGGUGAAUUAAAAUUAGGAUUGAUUUACGAUUCUAACGCUGGAAUACUCACCGUGAGACUUAUCGAGGCACAUGAUCUUCGUGCUCGGGAAUUGAGUGGUAUUGCGGAUCCUUAUGCUAAGAUACGUUUGCUGCCUGAUCGAAGCAACGUAUGGCAAACCACAAUACACAGGCGUACUCUGAAUCCUGUAUUCGAUGAAGACUUUGUUUUCGAAGUAACGCCUUCAUCAUCAUUGGCUGGAAGAACGUUGGAAGUUCUGCUCUACGAUUUCGAUGCAUUUACGAGGCACCGUGGUUUGGGUUACGUGCAGCUUCCCCUAUCUUCUGUGCCAGAUCUUGGAGCAAAUUUAAUCACUAUUACAAAACCGGUUUUGCGAUACGGAGUGGAAGGUGGUUUUAAAGCACCCCCUCUGGGAGAGUUGAUGAUUUCUGUUUCAUAUCAACCAUCUAUAGAAAAACUGACGAUUAUCGUUGUCAGGGCCCGAAAUUUACCCGUUCUCGACGAUCCCGCAAACGCGAAUCCAUAUGUAAAGGUAUCACUUAUCCAGGACGGCAAGAGUCUUAAGAAGAAAAAGUCGGGUAUACAACGUGAAGCAACAAGUCCCGUGUGGAAUGAUAUCCUUAGCUUUGAUGUAAGCAACGACGUGUUACCAAAGUGCGUAUUACAAUUCUCUGUGUUGCGAGGUAACGACGAUCUCUUAGCAAAAUGCGAAGUAUCCGACUCGUGCCAAAGAGAAUUGUUUCAACGUAUAUUAUCCGGGAAGGGCGCUUCGGCACAAUGGUUACCGUUGUCAGAACCAGAUCAGCAACGCGGUGAUCACAGCGAAUCGAAAGAUUAAAGCAUCGAAAGGAGAAAGAUUAUUAAAAUAUAAAAUAUAUAAUAUAUAUAGAAAUGUGUCGUUGACAGUAUCGUAAUUGCUUUGACAAAUGGAACAUAAAUUGCUUUUAGAGAAAGAUCAUAAAUCUAAAAAAUGCAAUCUCUUUUAUUUUCGAAUAGGAUAAAAUGGAGCAGACUGAUAAAUUCCAAGUAUAUGUUACUCGUAUAGUACAAACCUUGCAAGUACAUUGAAGCAAUGUAAUUGCAAAAUUUUAUACUGUAAAGGUAUAUAUCUUUGGAAAACAAUGCAAGUUGAAUUAUCAUGUAUUACCUGUACCUGUAACUGUACCUGUUUCGUAGUAUUAUUGUGGCAUAUAAAAUGCGAUUAUAAAUCUUAUGUUAAGCUUGCUUGAAUAUCAUAUUUUUAGAAGAUAUACUUUUUAGAGAGAAUUUCAAGUUAGCUAUGUUUCUUUCUUUCGUAAGCACAUUAAAAUAAAAGCUUAGUCUACUUUUGAUCAUCAUCAAAAAUAGAAGCUUUCGAUGUGCCAAUGAAAAAAAGAGAACAAACUGUUGUCCCUUUUGUCUUUCCACUCGCUUAUGCCAGGCUUAUAUUAAAAGACGUAUUCUCGGUAAGAAAUCUGACUUUGUAUAUAAUGCAGUAGUACUCCCAUGGCACGUGGAAUUCAUAUUACAGUUAUACACAUGAGAAUAUAAAUAUUCUAUUAUAUAAAUUUGCAAUGAAUUAGGACAAUUCAGGCAUUGUAUCUAAAUAAUCGUGCAUUGUGACUGUUAGUAAGAAAUCUGUAAUUAUAUUUUUAUGGAUUAAUUUAUUGUAUGUGCCAUUAUUUACUUUAUAAUUUUCACGUGUCAAACUUGAUUUUCAAUCAUAAUGCACAAAUUUUAUAUUAUACAAAUCCUAAAUUAUGCAUUACGACUCAAAACUGAGUUAAACUUUGUUUAACUCAAAGAGAAUUUAAGAUAUAACACUAAAAGAUUAAUUUAUAUAAUAAAUUAUUAAUAUAUUGUUUUUUUAUUAAUUAUGAUGAAUAAACAGCUAGAUACACAUCACGAUUUGAUGCAACCUACAAAUUUAGUGGGAUUACUACCAAUCUACCGUCUAAUGUAGUGUAAAAGCACAAAUAUGUAAUCGAGUUAGAUUACUAAAUAAGUUCUAAUAAACGUACAAGUUGACGUAUGUGUGUAAUGCAAAUGUAAUAUAUAGUAGGAUGUGAUUUACAAAAGAAAAAUAGAGAAAGUAAAUUCUCAUUAUUUGUGAUCUCUUUUCUAUGGUUAAAAAGAAAGUAUAUAUCUUUUAUCAAAAUGUUUUAUUGUUUAUUGUACAAUAUAACUGUACAUACAUAAAAGGAAUGGACCAACACGAUUCUUGAAUUUAGUCGAA
This is a messenger RNA of Linepithema humile (Argentine ant), 3154 nucleotides long. It is a transcript of the gene Sytalpha, whose product is annotated as Synaptotagmin alpha. Gene Ontology annotation, molecular function: clathrin binding; calcium ion binding; calcium-dependent phospholipid binding. Gene Ontology annotation, biological process: regulation of dopamine secretion; synaptic vesicle endocytosis; cellular response to calcium ion. The record is from RefSeq and is a predicted model, not a curated record. Lineage: Eukaryota; Metazoa; Arthropoda; Insecta; Hymenoptera; Formicidae. Gene Ontology annotation, cellular component: exocytic vesicle; dense core granule; plasma membrane.